Knipowitschia caucasica is the source of this 1185-nucleotide messenger RNA. The record is from the annotation of a GenBank genome assembly. NCBI's taxonomy places the organism in Eukaryota, Metazoa, Chordata, Actinopteri, Gobiiformes, Gobiidae.
AUGUAUCCGGUUGGAGUUAUUAUAAUAGAUCCAUGGUUGGAUCUGGUGUCAUGGUGCAGACCACGCCUGGUCGCCUACGUCACUGCCGACCCGCCCCUGCUGUGGCCACAUGUCUCUGCUGCAGGAUUGUUUUCCCCGAAUAGUCGCGUUUGGAAAUGUUUGCACUCUCUGGGCAGGAGCCAAUCGCGGCACAUGAGCGCUGGAUCCGCAGCUCACGGUCCUGUCAAGUUAAGAGGCCGCAGCUUCCUGACUUUAAAAGAUUUUGGUUCCGAUGAGAUCAAGAAGUUGUUGUGGGCGUCAGCAGACAUCAAGCAUCGCAUCAAACAAAACAAGGAGCAUCUGCCUCUUCUGCAAGGAAAGUCAAUUGCAAUGAUAUUUGAGAAGAGGAGCACCAGGACAAGAAUGUCUACUGAAACAGGAUUUGCUUUGCUUGGAGGGCACCCUUGUUUCCUCACUUCCCAAGACAUUCACCUCGGAGUGAACGAGAGCUCGACAGACACAGCCAGAGUGCUCUCGGGGCUCUGUGACAUCGUCUUGGCCCGAGUGUACAGUCACGCCACACUGGAGGACCUCGCUAAAGACACUUCCAUCCCCAUCAUCAAUGGUCUGUCUGACAUGUACCACCCCAUUCAGAUAUUAGCGGACUUCCUCACUCUGCAGGAGCAUUACGGGUCUCUGAAUGGACUGACUCUGAGCUGGAUUGGAGAUGGAAACAAUGUACUCCACUCUUUCAUGAUGACUGCAGCCAAACUAGGAGUUCACCUUAAGAUUGCAACACCAAAGGGUUACGAGCCGGAGCAGAGUGUGAUUCAGGAGGCACAGCGACUCUCCGCAGAGUUUGGGACCCAGCUGGUGCUGACCUCAGAUCCAAUGGAAGCGGCACACGACAGUAAUGUCCUGGUCACAGACACCUGGGUCAGUAUGGGCCAAGAGGAGGAGAAGAGGAAGAGGCUCAAGGACUUCGAAGGUUACCAGAUAACUAUGAAGACUGGAAGCGUGGCCAAACCAGACUGGACUUUCCUCCACUGCCUCCCGAGGAAAAGUGAGGAGGUGGACGACCAUGUGUUCUACUCGUCUCGCUCGCUGGUGUUCCCUGAGGCCGAGAACAGGAAGUGGACCAUCAUGGGUCUCAUGGUUUCACUUCUGACGGACUACGCUCCAAAGAUGCCGAUGUUGAAGUUUUGA